AUGGAGAAAGGUGAACGGUUUUCAGAAUAUCUGUUCGCGAAGAUGGGCCCCGGAGAUAGGGGGCCGAAGACCACAGAAGACCGGUCGGCUCCUGUCGAACGGACUGGCUUCAGGAAGAUCCUGGUCGACAAUGUGAUGCUGGUUGUAACCCUAGCCGGUGUCAUCACUGGUAUUGGUCUUGGUCUGGGCCUUCGACCCUACCAUCUGGGCCCUGACGCCUUAAUGAUAAUAUCCUACCCUGGCGAACUGUUCAUGAGACUUCUAAAACUGAUGAUCUUGCCUCUGAUCAUAGCCAGUCUUAUUGCUGGAUCAGCAAGUCUGAAUGCCAAGAUGAGUGGGAAAAUUGCCGUCAGGACUUUGUUGUAUUUUAUUUUAACGUCCAUGUUUAACGCUUUUCUUGGACUGGUCCUGGCUAUGUUGAUUCAUCCUGGAGUGCCAGAAAUUAAGCAAUUUGGAUCUUUUGUUGAAGGGAAGAGGGAACAUAGUAUUUUGGACAGCAUUUUGGAUAUUGGUCGGAACAUAUUUCCGGACAAUAUCGUACAAGCCGCUUUCCAGCAAGCGCACACGGUGUACACAGAAGCACCCGCCAUGUUUGGACGGAAUGCCAGCGAUAAUGACACAGUGCCUUUGGUUCGAACCGUCGCUUAUAGAUCAGGCACCAAUACGCUAGGUUUGGUAUUCUUCUGCCUAGUUUUUGGCAGUCUUCUGGGAACAUUAGGGGCUAAAGGCCAAGUAGUGAUAGAUUUCUUUCAAGCAAUCUUUGAGGUGAUCAUGAAGAUGGUGACGGGCGUCAUGUGGUUUACGCCAGUUGGAGUUAGCAGCGUUAUAGCUGGGAAAAUUCUUGGUGUUAAUGAUGUUGCGUCAGUGAUGUCCCAACUAGCCUGGUUCAUAGCGACGGUGGCUGUUGGGGUGUUCUUCUACCAACUGGUAGUGAUGCAGCUGAUCUAUUUCUUGUUCUUACGACGGAACCCUUACAAGUUCUAUUGGGGAUUGUCACAUGCCAUGCUCACGGCUUCGGCUACUGCUUCUACUGCAGCAGCUCUUCCAGUGACCUUCAGAGCUAUGGAAGGUCCCUUGCAGGUGGACCCUCGGAUCACUCGCUUCGUGCUACCGAUUGGCUGUAAUAUCAAUAUGGACGGCACGGCUCUCUUCCUUUCUGUCGCCAGUGUCUUCGUCUGUCAAAUGAAUAACAUACAUCUUGGGUUCGCUCAGCUGGCUACUAUCUUCCUGACUUCAACAGCAGCGUCAGUGUCUUCCGCGUCAGUUCCGUCGGCCGCCAUGGUGCUGCUCCUGGUAGUGCUGGCGGCCGUGGAUGCUCCCACGCACGAUGUGUCGCUGUUAUUCGCUGUGGACUGGCUCGUUGACCGUAUAAGAACCACUAACAACAUGCUCGGAGACUGCUACGCGGCCGCAGUAGUGGAACACAUGUCCAAGAACGAGCUGAUGGCCUGCGACGCUUUAAAUGCGGACCCCAUAAACGGGUUGACCCCAAACACGGACGUGGACAUCGGCAUAGUGACCCCUAGUAAAAAGUCCAUUGGUUCUGAUGAAGUUAUUAUAGACAUGCAUUUAAAUAAUCAUACUGAUGCCAUUAAGCGGAUUUAG
Messenger RNA from Spodoptera littoralis (African cotton leafworm), 1605 nucleotides. The record is from the annotation of a GenBank genome assembly. Lineage: Eukaryota; Metazoa; Arthropoda; Insecta; Lepidoptera; Noctuidae.